AUGCUCACCCCGAUCCAUGGCGUGAUGGACUUGUCCUUUGCCCCUGGCAAGGAUCAAGAGCUGUCCGAUCUGCCGUUUGAGAGGUCAAUGUUGCAGGAGCUGGCGCCAGAGGAGGUGCGUGAGUUGAACGUGACGCAUGCGCAGGUGCUCAGCCUCACCUCUGCCCCUGGCGCCCUCAUCAACGAUGUGCUGCGGUACGUCACAGUGCUACACGCGGCACACAACCAUGUUAGCAGUCUUCACGGCAUCGAGGCAUUUACCUCGCUUGAAGUGCUCGACCUCAGCCACAACUACCUCCGGGUCGUGGACGCACAUGGGGCAUCGCUGCUCAGAACGCUGAAGCAGCUGCGCACGGUAGAUUUUUCGUACAACAGCAUGAGCCUGCUCGAUCUGAACGUCUCUGUCGGGGCGCCUUCCUCGCGCCUCUCCGGGGUAAGCGCAGGUGCGACUCCUGCGUUUUCCACGAGCAUCCCCGGUGGUGGCAACGGGCGCCUUUCCUUCGCUGCCGACUCAUCCGACGGUUUUCUGUCUCUGACGGCGAUAAACCUAUCGCACAACGCAUUUUUAGACUUGCCAGACCUGCGCAGUGCACCGUAUCUGCAGGUGCUGAACAUGGGCCACAACAAGCUGGACGCCCUCGCCGAGCUCGACACCCGCCUGCCGCUUCUCUCGCUGCACUCACUCGCGUUGCACUCGAAUCAGCUACGGACCGCUACGGUGCUGCUGCCCUUGUGCGCCCUGGCGGCCACGCUCAAGCACAUACAGGUCUUUCGCAACCCAUUCACGCUUGUGCAAAGUGGCCCAAAGGCAAACAUUAGAAACACCGUCAAUAGCGGACGCGCCGACCUGCCGGGGGGUGGACUGGAUGAGUCGAUGUGGUGGCGCCCCUUCCUGCUGUGGCUCUGCCCGCUGCUCGUCACUGUUGACCACGCGGAGUUCACGGCGAGUGAGCGGCGAGUGGCGGCCAUCAUGCUGUUCCGAGAGAACGGCUCCCUCUCCAGGUCUCGUAUGGAGUACAUGAACCUGCAGCGGAAGGACGACCUGGAGGCGUACCUGCGGCGCAACAGCGAGUUCGCCACGCCCCCACAGGAUGCCAUGGCCAUCAUAGACAACAUUGAGCGACAGGAGGAGAGCCUGCAGGAGUACUCGGGCGUCGCGUGGGACAGCGACGCUGAGGGGGCCGGACAGGUGGUGGUGCCCAGCUCCCGCAUGAACCCCUCCGGGAUUCGCGGGGCGGCACCAGCGCCCCGCCACUCCAACGGCACCCUGAGCACAUCACCGAACAUGUACCCUGAUCCCGCCCCACUGGAAGUUGUUGGGUCACCCCCUCCAGGGACGACGUCGAUGGCGCAGUUCUCGUACGGCGCAGGGGGUGCGGCGAGUCGAUCCCCAUCUGGCGCUCGUGUUGUGGUGGUUGCCCCGGAAACACUGUUCACCGUGAACCCUAGCUCCAGUGGCGUGCUAAACACAAACCACAACCACCAGCGCGCCCACUCGGCCUCCAUGAUGAACGUUGUCCGGGCGCUACAAAGGAAACUGCGGUCAGUAGAGGAGGUGGUGGCGGUGCUGUGGCACGCUGACCUGUCGCGACGCACCAGGGCCGCCAUCGUCAUUCAGCGCGUCAUGCGCGGCGCGUUGGCGCGCAUGCACCUAUCCGAGGAGGAUGCGGAGAGCUGUCGCUUCAUUCGAUACCAGCUGCAACAGGUGACUGCCGCCUCGGCUGUACAGGCGGCACACGUCGCCAGCGGAGCAGCAGCACAGGCGACCGUUGGUGGCGCUGGCGGCAAUGGCGGUGGUAGCGCAGCAACGAGAGGUGUGAAUCAGCGUCACCCGUCGUUGGGGCUGGUAGCGGACACCGGCUCAAACAUGCAGGAGGUUCUCGUCUCCAUGCGUAGCCUGCAGGAGGUGAUGAGCAGCAUGUGGGCCGAUCUUGAGGAGUAUCGCGCGAUGGCGGACCGUGAGCAGCGGCGCGCUGCUGUGCUCAUUCAGCGGUACUACCGCGGUUACCGUGCACGCUGUGAGUACGGGCGAGCUUUCAAACAUCACCGCUCACUGGAACCACCUCCGUCGUCGUGCCCCGCCGCAUGUCGCUGCGCUUUGGAAACCGCCUCUCUGCAGGAGGAGGUGAAUGAGCUGCGCAGCGAGGUGAGGGAGCUUCGUGUGCUUCUCCACCAGACGACGCGCCAGCAGCGACUGGCCGCAUACGACGACCCGGAGCUGGCGAUGGACGAAAUCAUCCGCAAGCACGAGCAGCGAAGCGACGCCGAUAUACUUGCUGAGCCGACGUACUACCGGCGCUCAAACAUCAGCAGCCGAUCUCCCAGAGACAUGUCAAACCUCAUCGAGCGAGCAGUUGACGGCAGCGCGUCAGAGAAGAAGGCGGCGGAGGACAUCGACCACGAUUCAUACCAGCCGAUGGCGAACGAUGGCGACGACGACGGCACCACGAGGACGCUGGAAACAAACGACGGUCAACUUUCGGUAAGCGCAGCGCUGUCACAUAGGGUGCCGGUGACCAUGCCACAAUCACCCGAGCUGACCUCUCCAUUAGACAGCAUGUCUUCGAAACAAUGCGCAUCAAUGCAGACGGCGUGCAUCACGAAGUUACGGCCGAACUCGGGGAGCAUAGUGAGCGCUAGGCAGGUUGGCAAGGAGUAG
This is a messenger RNA of Leishmania mexicana MHOM/GT/2001/U1103, 2658 nucleotides long. Its product is annotated as putative leucine-rich repeat protein. Gene Ontology annotation, cellular component: cytoplasm. The record is from RefSeq and is a predicted model, not a curated record. Lineage: Eukaryota; Euglenozoa; Kinetoplastea; Trypanosomatida; Trypanosomatidae. The transcript has a single exon. Gene Ontology annotation, molecular function: protein binding. The coding region runs from base 1 to 2658 and encodes 885 amino acids.